Acipenser ruthenus (sterlet) is the source of this 1250-nucleotide messenger RNA. Its product is annotated as histone H1-like. Gene Ontology annotation, cellular component: nucleosome. Gene Ontology annotation, biological process: nucleosome assembly. Bases 75 to 686 code for a protein of 203 amino acids. NCBI's taxonomy places the organism in Eukaryota, Metazoa, Chordata, Actinopteri, Acipenseriformes, Acipenseridae. The record is from RefSeq and is a predicted model, not a curated record. The transcript has a single exon. Gene Ontology annotation, molecular function: structural constituent of chromatin; DNA binding.
CCUAACAAAUUGAAUGAACUUCAGGACUUUCGUUGUUAGAGUAUUGCUUUUUUGUUGGCGUUUCCAAUUUAGAGAUGGCAGAAGUUGCACCCGUAGCACCCACUGAAGCAGCCCCUGCUCCGGUUAAGGCUGUUAAAGCUGGCAAGAAGAAAACCGCUACCAAGCCUAAGAAAGCGGGUCCCAGCGUGUCGGAUCUCAUUGUCAAGGCAGUGUCUGCUUCCAAGGAGCGCAGCGGGGUGUCUCUGGCCGCGCUCAAGAAAGCUCUGGCGGCCGGCGGCUACGACGUGGAAAAGAACAACUCCCGGGUCAAUACGGCAGUCAAGAGUCUGGUGAGCAAGGAGACCCUGCUGCAGACCAAAGGCGUCGGCGCUUCUGGCUCUUUCAGACUCAACAAAAAGGUGGCUGAAGCCAAGGAUAAGGUAGCUAAAAAGAAGGCAGUGCCCAAACCCAAGAAGCCAGCGGUGAAGAAAGCUGCUCCUAAGAAGGCUCCAGCAAAGAAACCCGCAACCAAGAAACCAGCUACCAAGAGCCCUAAGAAGGCAAAGAAACCUGCGGCUAAGAAGGCAGCAACAAAGAGCCCCAAAAAGGCAAAGAAACCAGCAGCUAAAAAGCCAACUAAGAGCCCAAAGAAAGUCGCUAAACCCCAGGCGGCGAAGACAAAGCGGGCAGCUCCUAAAAGGCGCUGAGCUGAACAGUCUGAUGUAACCGUGUUGAAAUGAACCCAAAGGCUCUUCUAAGAGCCACCACAACUUCCUAAAAAGAGCAAAUUAUCAGUUGAUUUAUAAAUUAGUUUUAUAUAUACCCUUACCAAACAUUUUACUAGUCAGAGUUAAAUUAUAGUUAUUGGUAUAUAUACCAUCAAAUCCCCCUCGCUUACCGUAUUGAAAUUAUUGUAUUCAUUAACAAUACCUCUCAAUGUUUGCAUUAUGGAAAAAGUUUUAACGUUCCUGGUACCGGUAAAUCGAACUAUAAAUCUACUUGACAUUAUGCACUCCGAUUCCUUCAGUUUCUUUAUCGUGUUUAUACCAGACUCGAUUGAGUAGUUCAGGCUGUACUAGUACAAAGUUAUGUUUAUUAAAAAAAGUUUAAUACAGUUAAUUGCACACAGGUUUAAACCCGUAAUGUUAUAAACGCAACCACAAGAGAGCACGCAUUGAUCAAGAAAAUAAUAAUAGGCGCCCCCCUCCCCGCACUGACUGUAUGCAAAUUGGGUAUCGAGCAGCCGCGCUUUAAUUCAGUAAUACGAACAG